GUUGAGAUUAAGCCGAUUAAAAAGCUCAUGGUAGCUAACAGAGGGGAAAUAGCUAUCCGGGUUUUCAGGGCCUGCCACGAGCUCGGUAUCAGAACUGUAUCCAUCUACUCGGAACAGGAUAGGAGGAUGAUGCAUCGAUUCAAAUCAGAUGAAAGUUACUUAGUAGGCAAGGGACUGGCCCCGGUCCCAGCGUACCUAUGUAUACCUGAUAUCGUCAGGAUCGCUAAGGAAAACGACGUCGACGCGAUACAUCCGGGAUACGGUUUUCUGUCGGAGCGAGGGGACUUCGCAGAUGCGGUCCUUGAAGCCGGCAUCCGACUAGUCGGUCCCAAUCCUGAAGCCAUCAAGAGGAUGGGAGAAAAAACUAUGGCCAGGAAAGCAGCCACAGAAGCUGGAGUGACUGUGGUUCCUGGGACACCAGGUCCGGUGAAAUGCGCAGACGAAGCCUACGCUUUCUGUAAAGAACAUGGAGUGCCUGUCAUUUUCAAAGCGGCCUAUGGCGGUGGGGGUAGGGGUAUGCGAAAGGUCAACAAACUGGAGGAAGUAAAAGAGCAAUUUGAACGGGCAACAUCAGAAGCAGUAGCAGCUUUCGGCAAUGGAGCGCUCUUCCUCGAGAAGUUCAUCGUUAGACCUAGACACGUUGAGGUACAAAUUCUCGGAGACAAAUACGGAAAUGUAAUUCACCUCUACGAGAGGGAUUGCUCAGUUCAGCGACGGCACCAAAAGGUCGUUGAAAUUGCCCCGGCGCCCAAUUUGGACCCUCGAAUUCGAGAUGCCAUCACGCAGGACGCCGUCAAGCUAGCCAAGUAUGUGGGCUACGAAAACGCGGGAACUGUCGAAUUUCUGCUAGAUUCUUCGACUGGGAAGUUCUACUUCAUCGAGGUGAAUGCCAGAUUACAAGUUGAGCAUACGGUGACUGAAGAGAUUACGGGAGUUGAUCUAGUUAGGGCCCAGAUAAAGGUCAGCGAAGGUUAUACCCUUCCCGACCUUGGCCUCACACAGGACCAAAUCAAGGUCAAUGGAUCCAGUAUCCAAAGUAGGCUGACCACGGAAAACCCCGCCACUCCAGAUUUCACACCAGAUACUGGAAGACUUGAUGUUUGUGUAAGUGGCGAAGGCAUGGGCAUAAGAUUGGACAGCGCUUCUGCUUACUCUGGCGGGUUUGUAAGUCCGUUCUACGAUUCGCUGCUCGUCAAAGUCAUUGCGACGGACAAAGAUCACCCGAACGCCUGCCAAAAAAUGUUAAGGGCACUGAGGGAAUUCACCAUUCGUGGUGUCAAGACGAACAUCCCAUUCAUCGUGAACGUACUACAAAAUCCGGAUUUCGUGAACGGAUCGGUGGACACGAGUUUCAUCGAGGAGAAUCCUCAACUUUUCAAAUUCGAUUCGGCGCCUAACGAGUCCCAGCAACUUUUAAAUUACAUCGGGAAUGUUCUCGUAAAUGGUGCACUCACGCCCUUAGCAACUGGACUGAAACCCGCAAAAAUCGCCGUACAUGUACCAUCAAUUCCACUGUUCCCGCGCGGGUGGAAACAAGUUCUGGAGGAGAAAGGUCCGGAGGGAUUUGCCAAGGCCCUCAGACAGCACCAGGGCCUCCUUCUGAUGGACACUACCUUUCGGGACGCCCACCAGUCCCUACUAGCCACGAGGAUUCGAACGCACGAUUUGAAAAAAAUUUCGCCAUUCGUCGCUUACAGGCUGAAUGGUUUGGCGGCUUUGGAGAAUUGGGGAGGGGCGACUUUUGACGUGGCGUAUCGGUUCCUACACGAAGAUCCGUGGGAAAGAUUGGAAAUUUUACGUCGACUCAUUCCCAACAUCCCAUUCCAGAUGCUGCUGAGAGGAGCCAACGCGGUUGGAUAUGCUAACUAUCCGGACAACGUGGUUUACAAAUUUUGCGACCUAGCCGUGAAAUCAGGGAUGGACAUAUUCAGAGUAUUCGAUUCCCUCAACUACGUACCGAACAUGGUGGUCGGUAUGGAUGCCGUCGGGAAAGCCGGUGGUGUAAUCGAAGCGGCGAUAUCUUAUACCGGUGAUGUUUCGAAUCCCGAUAAGAAGAAAUACAACGUAGAUUACUACAUGAAACUGGCUGAUGAGCUGGUCAAAGCCGGUACUCAUAUAUUAGGAGUGAAAGACAUGGCAGGAUUACUGCGACCGCAAGCCGCUAAAAUUUUAAUCAGUCGCCUACGAGAAAAAUACCCCGACUUGCCCAUACACGUUCACACGCACGAUACCUCUGGCGCUGGUGUAGCGGCGUUGCUCGCGUGCGCAGAGGCCGGCGCGGAUAUUGUGGACGUUGCGGUUGAUACGAUGUCUGGCAUGACAAGUCAGCCGUCCAUGGGCUCGGUUGUGGCUUCACUGGAGAGAACCCCACAUGAUACGCAUAUCCCACUUGAGUAUAUAUCCCAAUACGCAGCGUAUUGGGAGCAAGCGAGGCAGCUGUAUGCUCCGUUUGAGUGCUGCCUCACUAUGAAGAGCGGAAACACGGACGUGUAUGAGAAUGAAAUCCCCGGUGGUCAGUACACCAACAUGCAGUUCCAGGCGUUCAGUUUAGGCCUAGGUCAGCAAUUCGAUGAAGUUAAACGAAUGUACAAAGUGGCCAAUAUGGUUCUUGGUGAUAUUGUUAAGGUUACUCCGUCAUCCAAAAUCGUCGGUGAUCUAGCACAGUUUAUGGUUCAGAACAAGCUGACAGAGAAGACGUUGUUGGAAAAGGCGGAUGAAUUGUCAUUUCCGGAGUCCAUCAUUCAAUUCAUGCAGGGAAUGAUUGGGGAACCUUCCGGCGGCUAUCCGGAACCUUUGAGAUCAAAAAUUCUGAAAAAGACCCCCAGAAUCGAUGGGCGGCCAGGUGCAUCCAUGCCCCCGGUUGAUUUUGAAAAGUUAAAAGAAACUCAGGAAGAGAAACACGGUCAGCCAAUGACAGACAAGGAUUUGGUUAGCCACGCCCUCUACCCCAAAGUUCUGGAUGAUUAUUUUGAGUUCAGGAAAGCAUACGGACCCGUGGAUAAGUUGGAUACCAGGACGUUUCUAGUUGGGCCGGAAAUAGAUGAGGAGCUGAAUGUUGAAAUAGGUAGAGGCAAGUCACUGAACAUCGUAACGCUAGCCAAAGGAGAGAAAAAACUAUCAGGUGAGAGAGAAGUCUUUUUCGAGCUGAACGGCCAACCUAGAUCUCUCUACAUACGAGAUAAAGAGGCUAUGAAGGACAUGCGCAUCCACCCGAAAGCCACGAAAGGGGUCAAAGGUUCUGUUGGUGCCCCGAUGCCCGGAGAGGUACUUUCCAUCAAGGUGAAGGUCGGGGACAAAGUUGAAAAAGGUCAAGCUCUGGCUGUCAUGAGCGCCCUGAAAAUGGAGAUGGUGGUGCAAGCACCUGUUUCCGGAACUAUUAAACGGGUUGAGGCGGCCGGUGGGAUGAAAUUGAGUGGAGACGAUCUGAUCGUCGAGAUUGAGGAAUGAUGAAAAAAUUUGAUUCGCUGGCAGGCUGCUCGGCGAAUUUUUUAAACUUUGACAAUGAUAAAAGUAUCGUACUUGAUAUUUUUCGGUAUAAUUUACGAUACCAAAUAACUAAUGUACCGAAACACCGAUUGUUUGCAAUACCCAAAUACCGAAUCGUCUUUUUAUCGAUUAUAGCCAUUUUAUUCUGUCUAAUAUACCGACAUGAUUGAUUAAGUCGUAUUUUAAUCGAUCUGUAUUAAUAUUUUCUUAAUUUGUAUUAUAGUAACGAAAGCAUAAUAAAUCGAUUCGCAUAAUAAAAUAAUAAAUAAAUUAAAUGAAUGCAGUUAAACACACGAAGCAGUAUUUUACCUUUCAUAAUCUUUGUUCAUCUUUCUUCUUAGUUAAAUGAUUUUUAAAGUGGGCUUCACACGCACGCACGCACGCAAGCACGUACACACAUUUAUAUAUAUAUAUAUAUAUUUGUGUGUAUAUAAUAUAUUUGUGUGUGUGUAUAUAUAUACAUUAACGUUUGAACCUUAGUGAAUAGCCAUAAUAUGAUGUUAUUUAGUAUAUAUAUUUUAUAACACUUUUACUAUAUAUUUUUAUUUUAAUUCAUUGAUUUUAUUUAUUUGAAUUGAUUUUGGAGCAAUUGUAAAUAAAUUGACAUUCGUUUUACUGAAAUUGAUUAUCGACUCAUUUCAAUUUGUGUGUGUGUUUUUUAAAGUUUAUAUUACAAUCGUUAUCUUCAAAGUUUUUUAAAUAUUUUUUUUCGAGUUUCUUUCAAAUAUUUGAAAAAAAAAUUUGUGAUUAUUUUUAAUAAUACAUAUUUCAAGUCAUUUGUUUAUCAGAUUUUUUAGUUUUUUCUAUCCUUCAAGCACAUAUGCUUUCGAUAUUCAUAUUUUCAUCUAUCUAUUAUUUUAUUAACUCAUUCGUUCGUUCAUUCAUUCAUACAUUUAUUCAUUCAUUCAUUCAUUCAUUCAUUCAUUCAUUCAUUCAUUGUUAAAUCAAUUCCUUCACUCAUACAUUCAAUCAAUCAUUUAAUUUGUUGUUGUUCAGUUGUUCAAAAAAAACUAUUUUAUUCAGCCGAGCUCAAAUGCAAUACUUAUAUAUAUAAAUAUAUAUUUAUAUAUAUAUACAUAUACAUAUAUAUAUAUAUAUAUAUAUUAAUAA
Messenger RNA from Helobdella robusta, 4596 nucleotides. RefSeq lists its product as hypothetical. The coding region runs from base 28 to 3447 and encodes 1139 amino acids. Gene Ontology annotation, biological process: pyruvate metabolic process; gluconeogenesis. The record is from RefSeq and is a predicted model, not a curated record. The transcript has 24 exons. Lineage: Eukaryota; Metazoa; Annelida; Clitellata; Rhynchobdellida; Glossiphoniidae. Gene Ontology annotation, molecular function: pyruvate carboxylase activity; metal ion binding; ATP binding. Gene Ontology annotation, cellular component: cytoplasm.